Molecule: messenger RNA, 1695 nt
Organism: Penicillium pulvis
Lineage: Eukaryota; Fungi; Ascomycota; Eurotiomycetes; Eurotiales; Aspergillaceae
Exons: 2
Coding region: 1-1695 (564 amino acids)
Source: RefSeq, a predicted model, not a curated record
AUGAAGGAAGAAACCCCCAGGGAAUCGCCUGAGGGCUCGCGGGCCGACGACCAGUCGAACUCGAAAUCCGGCGGCAAUUUAGCUUCCAAGGAUCGGAAUUGCCAGUAUUGCGGUCAACCAUUUACUUCGUCGUCCCUCGGCCGCCAUCUCGAUCAAUUUUUGUUCAAGAAGAAGCCGGACGGCAUUCACGAUGUCGAGGAGAUUCGUCGCAUCCGCAGUGGGAUCACACGUCGGCAGGCCCGCACGAAUUCCGCCAAACGUGACGAUAGCCCCGAUCGCGCCCAUAAAAAGGGCUCAGUCGACCCUUACACAGCUCCUGGAGAAUCUGCCUCGAAGGCGCGCGAACCCCCGCCGCGCAUGAUGUUCAACACCCCGACUUGGCAUGCAACUGGAGUCAUCAAUGAUAUCCCCAACCCAAGUCGCAUGCUGGAUGGGCCUCGCAUCAUGCCAGCUCAAUCGCGGGCAGGCUCCUUGCAGCUGCCGGAUUACGCGAGCCGAGGGGCCAAUGCCAACAACCCGGAUACGAUGAAGGCGCUCGAGCUGGCGUUGCACGAGGUGCUGGACAACAUUAAGGCUGCCACCUCGCGUUUCCGCCCUCGAUUAUCACCCUUCGACUUCGAUAUCCAAGCCCAGACCUUCCCCUCUCUAUGUCUCCAACUUCUCCCUCCUCCGCCGAGCUUGUUCGCCUCUCACCCAUUCUCCUCGCCAAAUUCGUUUCCACUACAAGCUCCUGGGGUGGAACAUCUUGACAUUAUCCGUCAAGCGCUUCGCUCUAAGAUUGCCCAGUGGAAGUCCGACCAGAUCGCGGGAGACCCAAGUGCACACUCGAAACACAUGGGUGCGAGUCCGGACCAUAACAUGAUAUACCGAACCGCACAACAACACGAAGAAAUAGGGCUGAGACAUCUGGAGCUAGCUUUCAAUCAUUGGAACUCCCUCCCCCACGAGACUCGUCGCGAAGCAUGGCAACUAGAGAUAACCCGCGCAUUUGCCCGCGAAUCCGAGCAACGCAAAUCUGUGGAUGAGCAGUUGGCCCGAGUCCAGCAAGAAGCAAACCAGCUGCGAGCUCAGGUCGAGCGACUAGGGUCAUGCCAGUGGCCGCGCGAGUUCGCCCUUUUCCCUCCUGACACCCUCCCACUUUCUCGGGAUGUUGCUAGAGAGUUAGAUGCGAAAGAGAGCCAGAUCAGUCCGGAUUCCACGCGAUGGGACUACGACCAUGUUGUCAGCAAGUGGAAGCGUGUUGUCAUGCACGAUAAGGGCAUGGGUCGAAUUGGAGUAGGCUAUGCUGGUGGUAGCGCGAUGGCCGAUCUAGAUAACAGCCAGCAAAGUCCUAAUGUACGGCCUCCCCGACCGGGCGAGGAUACUUCAACUCAUCCCAACCGCUUGCGACCUCUGCAGUCCGCUAUUGCUAUGAGCCCAGAUGCGGGCACCGCCUCUACGCCUGCCUCGUCGGCCAACUACGCUUCUCCAUAUUCGCAUGGCGAUCCCCGCAGCCCACCGGGUGGCGGCGUCGGAGCCCCGCAGGCUAAGCGUCCUCGUUUGAUGAAUGGGUCUGAUGGUCCAGCGGCGCCGUCUUCCGAUUCGGCUCCGUCCUCAGCCAGGCCAUCGGGUCCUUGGCCUUCUUCCUCCACUCCUAUUCUCUCUAAUUUGGCAGCGCCGUCGGGACAAACGCCUCCAUCGUCUUCUAGGUUAUGA